Messenger RNA from Nerophis lumbriciformis (worm pipefish), 3508 nucleotides. RefSeq names its product cadherin 26, tandem duplicate 1 (gene cdh26.1). Gene Ontology annotation, molecular function: calcium ion binding; beta-catenin binding; cadherin binding. Lineage: Eukaryota; Metazoa; Chordata; Actinopteri; Syngnathiformes; Syngnathidae. Gene Ontology annotation, cellular component: adherens junction; catenin complex; plasma membrane. The record is from RefSeq and is a predicted model, not a curated record. Gene Ontology annotation, biological process: adherens junction organization; cell-cell adhesion mediated by cadherin; multicellular organism development.
UGCAGGCGUAGUGGGUUAUGCACCAAAGCUGAUUAGCACAACCACACAGCUGCUGAGAGCUUGGAGGAUCAAGAUGAGGAACAUUUCCAUACCUCUGCUGGCUUUAGUCAUGUCGACACUGGCCUCUCCUCGAGGGCACAACAGCCAGCGUGCCAAGCGGGAGCUUUUAGCACGUUCCAAAAGAAGGUGGGUUUUGUCUACCAUUGAAGUAGUGGAAGAAGACCCAGGACCGUACCCAAAACCAAUUGCUCAGAUGUUCAAUGACAGGAUUUAUCAACACAAUAAUCAUAAAUAUGUGAUAAGUGGAAUGGGUGUGACUGAGGAGCCACUUGGUGUGUUCUCUAUCGAUGAACAAAGUGGGAAAGUCUUCGCCCAUAAACCCAUUGACAGAGAGAAGCAUGCCUUCUUUCAGAUCAAGUUCGACAUCUUGGACAUAAAUACAGGCAGCACAAUAGACAGAGAAUUAGCAUUCGAUGUAGAAAUACAGGACAUUAAUGACAACGCACCGAAAUUUCUCCAUCCACGAAUGAGCGUUGAUGUGAGCGAGAACACACCAGAGGGCCUCUUGCCAGUUAGGAUCGAGGUCUCAGACCCUGAUGAAGUGAACACCCCUAACUCCACCGUUAGCCUGAGUGUCAUAUCACAGUCCCCACAACUCCCCAAAAUGGAUGUACACCAGAUUGACGACCGGCUGGCUCAGCUUACUUUUAAAGGAUGUUUUGACUACGACAAAGUAAAGACGUAUGAAAUAAUACUUCAGGCGAAAGAUCAUGGAAAACCAUCCCUGUCAUCAACCGCUGUCAUCACUCUCAAUAUCAUUGACAGCAACAGUCAUCCUCCGACGUUCAAAGCAAAGAAGUAUCUUGGUGAAAUUCAGGAAAUGGUCACACGUGAAAAUGUUUUAAGGCUUUCAGUAGAAGACAAAGACACUCCUAAAACCCCUGGCUGGCGGGCCAAAUACUUCUUUGUCAAAGGAAAUGAGGAAAACAACUACAACAUUGAAACUGACCCUGAGACUAAUGAGGGUAUUUUGAGUGUCAUCAAGGGGAAAGAUUUCGAGAAAACAACCAUGACAACGCUGCAUAUCGGGGUAGAGAAUGAGGAAGCAUUGUAUGUCUGUGGGGAUGCAGCAACCACCAGGAAAGGCUUCUGGGAUACCGUUAACAUUACAAUGAAAGUGACAGACGUUAAUGACCCUCCUGACUUUGAAAAAUAUACAGUCAAAGUCUAUGAGAAAGAAGAGCAGGAACCAGGAAGAUUGCUGUACACUCCAAAGGUUCUUGAUGUGGACUCGGACAUAUCAAACAUUAGGUUUACAAAGAUAGAAGAUGCAGCUGAUUGGGUGACAAUUGACAAGAAAACAGGACAAGUCACAACCACUAAGAAAAUGGACCGGGAGUCACCCUUUGUCCAUGACAACAUUUAUAAAAUACUGUUGGCUGCAAUAGAUGAUGGUGAUCCUCCAGCUACCAGCACCGGAACCGUAUUGGUUCACCUCCUGGAUAUAAAUGACAACAAGCCAAAGCUGAUCAACACUAGCGUCACAAUGUGUGGAAACAAGUUCAACAAAGUCAUGAUUGCUGCAAAGGAUCUGGAUUCACACCCUUACAGCGGACCCUUUACCGUCUCACUGAAGCGUGAUGAUGCAACCCAGUUACAGCGAUGGAAAGUGGACCCCUCCACCGGUGAGGAAGUCGGGCUGGUUAGCCUGAAGACACUUGCUAAUGGCAAAUACACAGUGCCCCUUCUGAUUGAGGAUCAACAAGGCAUGUCUGGAGAGGACACCGCAGUCAUAACGGUGUGUGACUGCCAAGCGGGAAACGUGUGUCACCACAAACGGCUCUCAACAAGUCUGGGAGCAGCUGCCAUUGGACUGAUAAUAGCAGGAUUGCUCAUAUUUUUGGUACUGUUAUUCCUCCUGACGUGUGAGUGUCGAAACAAGUUCAAGCACGUGUCCGAGGUCCAACCAGAUGAGGGCCACCAGACCUUAAUCAAGUACAACCAAGAAGGAGGCGGUUCUGAAUGCAAGACUGAGCCAUCCUUGCUGCUGACACGUGCAAAGGAUGUCGCAAUGACUUUUACAAAUGGACAACACCCGGGCACUCUUCAGAUAACUCAAGUGGCUCCAAUAAUGACAGAAUACCUUGAUACUUACAAUGCUGGGCUCACUCUGAGGAACUCUGACAUGACUUCAUUGGGCCAGCAAUAUCACAGAGGCAUGUUCAAAGGUCAUCAGGGGCACACAGUGCACUACAAUGACAAUCCGAUUCUCUGUGUGCAGGGAGGCUCCUUGAGGUCCAACAAUAACAUUUCAGAUCAGCUCAACAGAAGAAUCCACAUGAUGGACAGAAACUACCCAGAGUACCAAGCACGUGACUAUGCUUAUGAAGGAGAGGGCAGUAGAUGCCAGUCACUGGAUGAGCUGUCCUUCAGCAAUUCGGGAGAGGAUUUUCACUUCCUGAAUGAUUUGGGACCACAAUUUGGGCACUUGGGUUGCAUCUGCAACCAGAUGAUAGGAGUAAAAGGCACACAACUUUCACAGGACAAGAGUGGCUAAUUAUUUGUUUAGGGCCACUCUCAAGGAAGGACCAGUCUUACAUCAAAAAGUCAUUUACAGAAAUGAUUUAUUUUGGACUUAUUUUUCACAGUGACAUUCUUAACAUUUGAUAUUGUGCCAUGAAAACACUGUAAAUUGCCGUUAUAUAUGAGUAUCUCAAUAGACUUGUUGGGUUGAUGUUUUUCUUUGAAAUGAACAAAAAAUGAUGACGUUUUUUCUUUUGAUGGCAGUUUUUUUUAUUUUUAUGUCUAAUACACAAUUUUUAUCAGAACAUGUUCAAUUGCACUGUCAUUUGUGUCUGGCACAAUGUAUACUAUCCUGCUAUGUAGAGUGUGUUUCUCAGGACAUGAUUCAAUGAAAGAGGAACUAUUGUGCUUUUCCUCUUUGUUAAACCUACAACUGUUGUUAUUUGGUCGUGUUAAACCAUGCCAAAGCAAGUCAAAAACUAGGGCAAAAUGUCGCACCCGGCAGGCAUGCGCACAAGUAACAUUUUUGUUGGAGACCCUUUUUUUUUGUUUUCGUUCAUUAAGAAUAUAAAAGACUCUCUCUGAGAUAUUUUUGCUGAUGAGUUAUAAAGGUGAAUACGUGAAAAGUCUUCCUGGGUGUUCUCCUUAGGUUGACUAAACCAAACGGCAGCAGCCUACAGAUUUGAAGACCCCUCCCUAGCUGAAUCUGCUUUCGUAUUCCUUUUCUUUUCAUGCCCUCCCGCCUGAUCUAUGUUUAUAAAAUAAAUACUUUCACACGACAUUUGGACCACUGCAAAACUUGAUUAGCCUUGAAAAGAGGCGCCAUAACGAUAUUGUUGUUUGGUUUGAGGAAACAGGACAGACAAUAGGAUACAGUGUUAUUUUCAUCUCAUCUUGGCAUGGGCACAAUAAUAAUAAUAAUAGUAAAUCAUUUUGUGCAGUGCUAUAUUGAUAUUGAUCUGAGCGGGCAGCUUUACUUAUUGAU